This is a messenger RNA of Arabidopsis thaliana (thale cress), 3503 nucleotides long. RefSeq names its product BRCT domain-containing DNA repair protein. Gene Ontology annotation, cellular component: nucleus. The transcript has 8 exons. The coding region runs from base 166 to 3291 and encodes 1041 amino acids. Lineage: Eukaryota; Viridiplantae; Streptophyta; Magnoliopsida; Brassicales; Brassicaceae. The record is from RefSeq and is marked reviewed.
CCACUUUACUGUCUUUUGCGCGCCUAAAAUUCCCCGUGUCGGCUUUCUUCUUCUUCUUCUUCUUCUUCUUCUUCACUUUUGGAUCUACAUUGAAAUCGCCUCUAGAGAAAUCAAACCCGGCGAAUUGGACUAUCGUUGUCGGAGUUUGUCAGUGGAUGAAUUGCCAUGGCUAAAUCUAACCAAAACUUUUCUCCGUAUGAAGAGACCCAGCCGAUUGAUUCUAAUCCACCUUCUUCUUCUGAUUCUGGCGAGGAUAAAGAUAGCUUGCUUGGGGAUUGUGACACACAACCUGUUGAUGACAAUGCUUUGAUUAAUGAUCAGUAUAUGGAGACUCAGGUCAUGGAUACUGAAUGUGAUAAUGAAGAAUUUCUUCUUUGUAAUGAAACUCAAGCAGUUGAUUUGGGAUUUGAAACCGGAGAAGAAGUACUUGUAGAGGGGAAACAGUUACUUGAAGCUUCUGAUGGUUUGGCUACUCAGGUUUUGGAUCUUUGUGAUGAUGAAGUUGUUGUGGAUAGUGAUGAUGAUGUUACUGAUGUGUUGGAGGGCAACAGUGAUCUCUCUGAUAGUGAUGACUCGGGUAGUAAAGCGGAAACUGUGUUAUCUAGUGAAGAGAAUAGACAGGAUGCUAAUGAAAAGGUUAAAUCAGCAGUUGUCUUUGAUGCUUGGUCGAACGAACAUGGAGUUUCUGGAAAAAAGGUGGCUAGGUUCGCUUCAGUUCGUUCAGCAGCUUUUCGUGCUUCUGCUGUGGCAGCUCGUGUUGCAAACCAAAAAUCUGCCAACACUGACUGUUCUACACUAAUCAACUGUCAUUCUUCUGGGAAAGGAACCACACAUAAUUCUGGUCUAGAAAAUAGUGUUGGGGAAGUAGGGAAUCAGCAAUCUCUUACCAGUUUAUUUGUUGAAGAGAAAAAGGACUUAAGAACAGGAAAAAAAACAGCGAGGAAGCUUUUCGUAGAGGAUUUCCCUGAAGAAAAAUUUCAUUCUACUGAUUGCAAUGUCGAUCUGGGGAAUUUGAGUUAUAUUGGCUCUCAAGAACCUGGUGAGGAAUCCCAGGCCAGUGCUCUUAACUUGGUUGAUAAGCUCAUUAGUGAGUGCCGUCUAGAGUUUGAUUUUGAAGUUCAAGCUGACUAUGGAAGGAAAACAGAAGAUAAAUCAAAAUUUGUUCAGAUUUUUAAAGGUCCACAAGAAUUAGCAAAGAAGGUAAGUUACAAAAGUGGAGCUGUUGGAAACAAUAUUUUCGACUGGGAUGAUAAUCGUGAGGAUGAAGGAGGGGGUGAUAUCUAUCGUAGAAGAAAAGAUGAAUUCUUUGGCGUUGCAAGUAAAAGACGGGAAUUUUCUAGCUUGCCUAGAGAACAGAAAAGAGAACUGAUACCAGUUGCAGUGGAUAAAAGAUGGGCUCGUUCUGAUUCCAAACUGUUGAAGCAUAGUGUGACUAGGAGCCGAAAGAAUAUCCAGGGUGCUAAAAAGAAUCUUGGCAAAGAGUUAGAUGAAGUUCGUGAAGCGGCAGUUUUAGGGAAUGAUACACAAGUGGCUGCUGAAGCGAUUGAUGAUCUGUGCUCUGGAGACCGUGGCAAAUUUGAUGGUGAGGCGAGUUGUCUUACAGGAAAGAAACUGUCACCAGAAGAAGAGAGAGGAUUUUCUCCCGGUGGAGUCGUUACUAGACAAUCCAAGGGAACUAAGAGGAUUCAGGCUAUGAGUAAAGAUGAAUUGUUGAAAAAAAGAAUGAAGAAGGCUAGUCCUAGUCCUGCUAAAGCUUGCCGGACGAAUAUCGAAGGAUCUUCAAAUGGUGACCAGCUUAAUAAAGAAGGUCCAUGCUGCUGGAAGAGUAGGAAGGUCCAGACUGCUUCACGAGAAACUAAAAAGAAUCUUGUUGACGAGUUUGAUGAAGUUUCUCAGGAAAGUAAUACAGAAAUGUUUGAUAGGCAUGAAGAAGCAGAAGCAGGCCCUGAUACACAAAUGGCUGCUGAAGUGAUGAAUGCUCUGCACUCUGGGGACGGCAGGGAAAUUGAUCCUGAGCCAAAUAAUCUAAUAGGUAAGAAAUUGUUAUUGGAAGGAGGCAUUUCUAGGUGUGGAGUCGUUACCAGAAAGUCCAAGAGGAUCAAGGGGAUUCAGGCUGUGGACAAUGAUGUUGAAUCAUUGAAACCAAAAAACAAGAAGGCUAGAUCAAUUCUUGCUAAGUCUUUUGAGAAGAAUAUGGAUAGGUAUUCAAAAAAUGACAAAGUUGAUACGCCAGAUGAAGCUGUUGCGUCAACCACAGAAAAGAGGCAAGGAGAAUUAUCAAACAAACAUUGUAUGUCUAAGUUACUUAAGCAAUCACAUAGAGGUGAAGCUGAGGUGUUGAAUUAUCCCAAGCGGAGAAGAUCAGCUCGUAUUUCACAAGAUCAGGUUAAUGAGGCUGGGAGGAGUUCAGAUCCCGCGUUUGAUACUCCAGCUAAGUCUAAGACGCCGUCAACAAAUGUAUCGCCUAUAUGCAUGGGUGACGAGUAUCAUAGACUUUCUUGCAAAGAUUCAUUUACAUCACACACUACAAGGGAAUUUCGUAGCUUAACCGUACCAGUAGCGGAACCUAUCUCCGAGACAAAGAGUACUAGAAAGAGAAGAGAUUUGGGUAGUAUAUGUGUCUUGUUCAGCCAGCAUCUUGAUGAAGAUGUGACCAAGCAUCAGAAGAAGAUUUUGGCAAGGUUUGAUAUCUCGGAAGCUUCCUCCAUGAAGGAGGCAACACACUUCAUAGCUGAUAACUUUACGCGCACAAGGAACAUGCUAGAGGCAAUCGCUUCAGGCAAGCCAGUGGUCACAACACAAUGGCUUGAAAGCAUCGAUCAAGUAAACAUAUACGUUGAUGAGGAUAUGUAUAUACUCAGAGAUUCAAAGAAGGAGAAGGAGUUCUGUUUCAACAUGGGGGUUUCUUUGGCUCGUGCACGCCAGUUUCCGCUACUACAGGGAAGAAGAGUUUUUAUCACUCCAAAUACAAAGCCUGCUUUAAACACAAUCACUACUUUGGUUAAAGCAGUUCAUGGACUGCCUGUAGAAAGACUCGGAAGAUCUUCCCUAAGCGAAGAUAAGGUCCCAGAGAAUCUUCUGGUCUUAUCAUGUGAAGAGGAUCGCGCUAUCUGUAUACCCUUUCUGGAAAGAGGGGCCGAGGUAUAUAGCUCGGAGUUACUACUAAAUGGGAUAGUUACCCAAAGGCUUGAGUAUGAGAGGUACCGUCUCUUCACAGACCAUGUGAGAAGAACGCGGUCAACGAUAUGGAUCAAAGACGGGAAAGGUAAGUUCCAACGUCGUAGCGGGUAAAAGAGUAAAUGUGAUCAAACUCCUAUAUGAUAGUUCAGUUUUAGAUUAGUUUAGAAAGUGGCUGUAUAUGUAACAUGUUUGGCUUAACUCGUGUAACUAUAAUCUGUUGGGUUUUGAGUCAUUAUGAACAAAUUGAAAAGAGGAACAACGAUAGAGAUUCUUUAACCUUUCUAUUUCAUCAUUGAAUGGUAGCUAAAUUAUUUAAAAAAUCG